Messenger RNA from Gaeumannomyces tritici R3-111a-1, 1238 nucleotides. Its product is annotated as deoxyuridine 5'-triphosphate nucleotidohydrolase. Lineage: Eukaryota; Fungi; Ascomycota; Sordariomycetes; Magnaporthales; Magnaporthaceae. The transcript is spliced from 2 exons. Gene Ontology annotation, molecular function: dUTP diphosphatase activity; magnesium ion binding. The coding region runs from base 117 to 707 and encodes 196 amino acids. Gene Ontology annotation, biological process: dUMP biosynthetic process; dUTP catabolic process. The record is from RefSeq and is a predicted model, not a curated record.
GCCGUGUUGCUCCUGCCCCCCUUGAUCCGCCGCCGCCUCGUCCUCGACCGCACCACCGGCCCGGCACCGUGCAGAAUCUUCUUUUGGCCCGCAGCAGCAGCAGCAGUAGCAGAAGCAUGACAACUGAAGAGCCCGCCGCGCCUCCUCCCGCCGUCGCAUCCCCGCCGACCUCACCGCCCGCCAAACGAGUCAAGGUCGACAACACGGUGCCCAUCAUGUCCACCGACGCCGCUACCACCACCACGGCCGCCGCCGAGACGGCCGUCACGCUCGAGCAGUGCCCGCCGCUCCUGGUCAAGAAGCUCUCGGACAAGGCCCGGCUCCCGACGCGCGGCAGCGCCUUCGCCGCCGGCUACGACCUGUACGCCGCGCGCGAGACGGUCGUGCCGGCCCGCGGCAAGGUCCUGGUCGACACCGACAUCAGCAUCGCCGUGCCCGCCGGCACCUACGGCCGCAUCGCCCCCCGGUCCGGCCUGGCGGCCAAGCACUUCAUCGACACGGGCGCGGGCGUCAUCGACGCCGACUACCGCGGCCAGGUCAAGGUGCUGCUCUUCAACCACGCCGACGCCGACUUCAAGGUGGACGAGGGCGAGCGCGUCGCCCAGCUCGUCGUCGAGCGCAUCUACACCCCCGAGGUCGUCGAGGUCCAGGAGCUCGAGGAGAGCGUGCGCGGCGCCGGCGGCUUCGGCAGCACCGGCCGCACCUGAGAUAGGCGAGAGCUUUUUGCCGCUCUCGCCUGGCUCCUUGGGGGCUCGGGGCAACCAUGGACUAAGGUCCUAGCAUGGCUUUUGUUGCGACGAUAGAAUCCAACUAGGAUGGAGUUUGGGCUAUAAUUUGACAUGGUCAAGGGCAUCUGCUCGCAUUUCCAAGGGGGAAAUGCUAUGAUCAAGGAACAGUCGACGGACGCUAUACGGGCCUGUUUUGCUUCUUUCCCCUUGAAGCAUCGUGGUAGUAGGUAUUGUGUAGUUAUGUUGAAAGACCUCUAUUAUUAGUGGGCUGGGACAUGCUCGUAUGCGUAUGGGCAAGCCCGCUCACUGAAAGAUGCCUGCUCAAAAGCCACCCCUCCAAAAGAAGCGCUCAUGGCCACCACAUGCGAAAAAAAUAAGAAGAAAUAGGACGCAAACUUUCAUAUAAUGCAGCCCAAAACUCCAUUGUAUCUGUGUAAGAAACAAAAAAAGAACGAGGCGAGGUGGAGAGUGAGACACUACAUCUUCUCGGCCCGCAGUGCCGCCACCCUG